Saccostrea cuccullata (small rock oyster) is the source of this 1506-nucleotide messenger RNA. RefSeq lists its product as uncharacterized. The record is from RefSeq and is a predicted model, not a curated record. The coding region runs from base 148 to 939 and encodes 263 amino acids. Lineage: Eukaryota; Metazoa; Mollusca; Bivalvia; Ostreida; Ostreidae. The transcript has 5 exons.
CCAGUAAAGUUUCACUUUCGCUUUAUCUUUAUUUGCCGCAAAGACGGGUAGUAGUGUGAAAUAUUCAUCUUUGUUACUAAUUCAGACAGGGUUAAAAGGUUUAGACGUAUAAGUCAGAGAUAUUCUUCGAAAUUUUAAAGCACAGAGAUGUCUAAUUUGGAUGAAACAAUAGCUGAAUCUCCAAGAAAAAGACAGAGGCUGGAAGAAGAUUCACGUCAGAAUGAUGCAUGUUCAUCGACACAGGCAGAGAGAUAUUUACCAUUUAAUCAACAAAUACCAUCUAGAACAAGAGACUGGAGAAAAAUUCAUUUAUCGCAACUAAACAUAGAAAUUGACAGUUCUCCUCUGUCAGCCAUUGGAGUUAUGACCUAUGGAUACACAGAAUUUCUUAAAAACGAUUCAGUCCAUCCUGUUUCAAAGGUUGUUGAAAAACUAUAUGCAUCCAGGAAUCCGCAGAUACGAGCAUAUUAUGAAUGUUGCUUGUUUGCUUGUACGGAUUUUCUUACAAUUGACAAUAAUACCAUUUUUGAUAUAUCAUCUGAACACAUUGAAAGAUUGAUUAUGGAGCUAGAAAAGCCAUUUAGACAUUCAAAAUUUUGUAAAUGGUUGGAAUCGUUUUCAGUUGGAAAAAGUGACACUAUAAAAGACUACAUAAUGGACACAUGUAGAAGUAUUCACAUACGGGUAAAAGACUUCUGUGACCAGUUAUUGUACAUGUUACAGUGUGGGGAAAUGGAAACAACAAAUGAAAUGUAUGGGGAACUGUUUAGGCUGUUUCUGAGAAUUUUUGGUUUGAAAGUGAGGCAAUGUUCAAACUACAAAAAGACAACUUCAGUUGUAGCUAUUGGUGAAAAGACCAUUAAAUCAACUCCAGAUGCACUUAUUUGUAAAACUACCAAGUCAUCUCCUUCAAGUGAAAAAGUGUUAGCUUUAAUUUAGGUAAACAAAUAUGGCAAGACUUAUGACAGAGAAUUAGGAGAAAAUUUGCAAAAUACCACAAAAGAGCAUGAACCCAGUGACUCGAAUUCAAAGGGCCAACUUGUGGGGGAUAUGUUAGCAGCAUUGCCUGAGUCAGUUUUUGGUCUAAAUGGUACAUAUGGAAUAAUUAUUCAAGGAACUGAGGUAACCUUUUCUUCAAUGAGUGUAGGAGAGAACAGGUUUGAACAACUAAAAAGUGGAUCUUUGCAUGGUACACCACUUUAUGUGAAGCAAAGUAGUACCUAUAACUUUCUCAGACAAAGGGACAGGGAAAAUCUCAUUCAGCUGUUUGUUGACAUGAAAUCACUACUUGAUCUUCUAGUAUAACCCAUAUCAAAUCUGAGAGAGCUUACAGAUUAAAAAAGUUCUUUUUUAAUGGUGAUCAUUAUAAGAACAAUCUAAGUCUUGUGAUGGUGCCUAUACCACUAUAUAUCAUUUACAUUACCCUGGGUAAUUUAACCAUAUUAAUGUUGCCAGUUUUACAUGAUUUGACUAUUCUGUACAAAUAAACAAUAUUUUUAAAAUACA